GUGCAGCUCAUCGAUUUGUCAUUGUCAGGUGGUGUGUUUGGAAUUUUUUGCAUUGCCGGAGUCGCGUGAGAAAUUCUCGAAAAGGAAUCGUGCGUGUGCCAAGCAAUUGGCUGUGUCUUUUUCUGUUGAAAGGGUUUAAUAAACGGCUUCAAAAUUAAUUACACAAAGUACCACAACGCCAUGAGUUUAUCGGCGGCGAUCUCGAAGGUUGACACAAAACAUUAGAAAUGUCACAGUGAUUUGCUCACAAAGCCCCCUUUACACUCUUAUUUUAGCGAAUUUGUGUGGUAUUUCCCACUGUAGAUAGAUAUUGCAAGUUGCUAUGGCAAGCAUCAGUUGUAAAUUGCCGAUACUCUACUCAUACUGGCGUAGCUCCUGCUCCUGGCGUGUCCGGAUAGCUCUCAAUCUCAAGGAGAUUCCCUACGAUAUAAAGCCCAUCAGCCUGAUCAAGGCGGGCGGAGAGCAACACUGCAAUGAAUACAGGGAGGUGAAUGCUAUGGAACAAGUUCCAGCACUCCAGAUAGAUGGACACACGCUGAUUGAGUCGCUGUCGAUAAUGCACUAUCUGGAGGAAACUCGUCCGCAGAGACCACUUCUGCCUCAGGAUGUUCACAAGAGGGCGAAGGUGCGCGAGAUUUGUGAGGUGGUGGCGUCGGGCAUUCAGCCGCUGCAGAAUCUCGUCGUGCUGAUCCAUGUUGGCGAGGAGAAGAAGAAGGAAUGGGCACAACACUGGAUCACUCGUGGCUUCCGGGCCAUCGAGAAGCUGCUCUCGACGUCUGCUGGGAAGUUCUGCGUAGGUGAUGAGAUCACGAUGGCAGAUUGCUGUUUGGUACCUCAAGUCUUCAAUGCUAGACGAUUCCAUGUGGAUCUUAGACCUUAUCCCAUCAUUUUGCGCAUCGAUCGCGAAUUGGAGAGUCAUCCGGCUUUUAGGGCUGCUCAUCCAUCCAAUCAACCCGAUUGUCCUCCGGAGGCCGCCAAAUAAAUCCACACACGCACGCACCAAACAAAUUCAGGUUCAAAAUGACACUCAAACUAUUCUCUGUUUUUGUCUCUUUGCCAACAGAGUUUUUUUCUGCGCACUCUAAUGCGAUCAGAGUUGAUAAAAGACAUUCUAGGGUGGUGUUCUGAGAGUUGCCAUCAUGAUUUAUUGCCAGCCUUCUUUUUUUUACAUCUUCCAUUGAGACUAUAUUUUGUAAAAGUAAUAUUUUGACGGUGAUUCGCUGAACUAUUUUCAGACUGUAUGAUUGCAUUUUCUCAUGAUGAAUAUUGUACAAUUUCGACGUGGUAUUUUAGAAAUACCGUAAGAUUCACUUUUAUGAACAUUUGUGCGGAGAUUUUUUGCAUUUCUCGUUGGCUUUUCAAAGAGAAACAGAGAAUAAAUCUUGAGCAUUUAAAUGAUUCUUUUCCCAUUUAGAUUUUGAAUAAAAAGUGACAUAUUUUAAGAAGAAGAAAAAAAAAAGAAUUAAAACUACAAAAAAUUGCAGAAGAUAAGAAAGAAAACGAAGUAAUUAGUAGUAAAUAGAUUUAUAAGACAAAAAGAACAAAUAUUUAGCAUAUAUUUUCGAUACCAGAUUACCAUAAAGAUGAAGAAAAACAAAACAGAUAUACAGUGAAGGCAUCAAUGCUUGUGUUUUUUUGCUACUCCGAAAAGUCACUUUUCGAAGAUUAAAGAAUUUAUUGGAUUCUCGUAUGUAAUUUGUGUAGAAGAGUCUAACUUGGUAAUUUAAUUAGGAAGGAAACUAAUAUUACGUUUUAAUCUCAUUAAAAAAUUAUGCGCUAUUUUUUUUCAACAAACUUCCAAACGCUGAAAAAUCAGAAGGAACAAACACGACAGUGGAAAAUUUUUAAUAUGGUUACCGGAGUGUAAGUGUUAGGAAACUGUAUUAUAAAAAGUAUAAUAUUUGCUAAUGAGUACGAUGCAAAGUGAAAUUCCUCUUCAAGAGAGGAUGAUUUUUUUAUUUUUGUGAGACUAACUUUUGAGGAUAACUUGUAAGUGUAUUUCAGGAAGGAGGAAAAAUUAUUUCUUAAGAUUCAACAUUUUCUGGUCAAAAGAGUCAUUUUUUUUAAUCAUUUGUGCAUUCUUGCAAAUCGUUCAAAGGCUUUUUGAAUAUCUAUUCUUCAAGGCAAUCUGAAUUGCAGUUGUGAGAAUGAAUUUUUAUUGGCACUAGUCUUUUAUUCAAGAUGCUAUAUUAAGAUUUCUAUUAUAUAUUACUUACAAUUUGUGCCAUACGUUUUCUUGUCAGUUUUUUUGUCUCGAUAAUUUCACUAAAUACCAAAUAAUGUCUAGGUAGUUUUAAUAAAUAAUUUGCUUCUAGAUUUUUUGAUUUUCGAAACUGCAUUUUAUUGAUGAAUUCGCAUUCCAAGCUUUUUAACAAUCAAUGGUGAAAAGAAGGUGAAAAACACGAAAAACGAUGGUAUAUUUUAUCUAAUAUUGAGUGUUUCUGUUUGAUAAGAUCAAUAUAUUUGUCACGAUAAAGAGUAAUAUUGAUGAUAAUACUGAUAAGGAAUAAAAAGUGUGUAAUUAA
Molecule: messenger RNA, 2525 nt
Organism: Phlebotomus argentipes
Lineage: Eukaryota; Metazoa; Arthropoda; Insecta; Diptera; Psychodidae
Product: probable maleylacetoacetate isomerase 2
Exons: 5
Coding region: 323-982 (219 amino acids)
Biological process (GO): L-phenylalanine catabolic process; glutathione metabolic process
Cellular component (GO): mitochondrion; cytoplasm
Molecular function (GO): maleylacetoacetate isomerase activity; glutathione transferase activity
Source: RefSeq, a predicted model, not a curated record